Molecule: messenger RNA, 330 nt
Organism: Parascedosporium putredinis
Lineage: Eukaryota; Fungi; Ascomycota; Sordariomycetes; Microascales; Microascaceae
Source: the annotation of a GenBank genome assembly
AUGUCCACUCUCUUUGAAUUGGCGGCGAAUCCUCUGAUUGCGAAAACUAAUGGUGCUUCACCGCCGCUAAUGGUACCUUUUGCUGCACACGCUGACGUAUGUUGCGUUGCCGUGGGUGUCAUGGUUGACGGGCAGUGGGGCAUCGCCGGCAGCAUGGUUCCCUCGUGCUGGUACAUGUAUUGGCUGUGGGCAUGGGCUGCUGAUCACACGCGACUGAGCUGGCCUGACUGCAUCCGAUCCACAUUCCCCAUGGUGAAUCUCAAAGAAGCCGAGCUAGCAUUCGUUCUCUUCCACGGCUUUGUUUUCGUCGGCGCGCCUCGAAGAAUCUAG